Messenger RNA from Acinonyx jubatus (cheetah), 833 nucleotides. RefSeq names its product canopy FGF signaling regulator 2 (gene CNPY2). The coding region runs from base 163 to 711 and encodes 182 amino acids. The transcript is spliced from 6 exons. Gene Ontology annotation, cellular component: endoplasmic reticulum. The record is from RefSeq and is a predicted model, not a curated record. NCBI's taxonomy places the organism in Eukaryota, Metazoa, Chordata, Mammalia, Carnivora, Felidae.
GCCUGGAAAGUGGCGGAGCGCUCUGGAGAAGCCUGGACAGCCUCGCUCCCCCGCAGCCAGGUGCUACGGUCGGGAGUAAAGUGAGAGUCCGGCCGUCUUCGAGCGCCUGGGCCACGGCGGCGGCCCUGGGAGCAGAGGUGGAGCAACCCCAUUACUCUAAAGAUGAAAGGCUGGGGUUGGCUGGCCCUGCUUCUGGGGGCCCUGCUGGGAACUGCCUGGGCUCGGAGGAGCCAGGAUCUACAUUGUGGAGCUUGCAGGGCUCUGGUGGAUGAACUAGAGUGGGAAAUCGCCCAGGUGGAUCCCAAGAAGACCAUUCAGAUGGGCUCUUUCCGAAUCAAUCCAGAUGGCAGCCAGUCAGUGGUGGAGGUGCCUUAUGCUCGCUCAGAGGCCCACCUCACAGAGCUGCUAGAGGAGGUAUGUGACCGGAUGAAGGAGUAUGGGGAACAAAUUGACCCUUCCACCCACCGCAAGAACUACGUACGUGUAGUGGGCCGGAAUGGAGAAUCCAAUGAACUGGACCUACAGGGCAUCCGAAUUGAUUCAGACAUCAGUGGCACUCUCAAGUUUGCGUGUGAGAGCAUUGUGGAGGAAUAUGAGGAUGAACUCAUUGAAUUCUUUUCCCGAGAGGCUGACAAUGUUAAAGACAAACUUUGUAGUAAGCGAACAGAUCUAUGUGACCAUGCCCUGCACAUAUCGCAUGAUGAGCUAUGAACCACUGGAGCGGCCCAGACUGACAGGCUUGAUGGAUCACCCCCAGGAGGGGAAGAGGGUGGCAAUGCCUUUUAUAUUAUGUUUUUAUUGAAAUGAACUGAAAAAUUGUGAAACCAAAAGUA